AUCCGUGGGGUGCUGUAUACAUGGGGUGCUGGGGGGCACCCCUGGGGGCCUGGGGGAUGUAUCCAUGUGGUGCUGGAGGCUGUGUCUAUGGGGUCCUGGGGGCUGUAUCCAUGGGGUCCUGGGGGCUGUGUCUAUGGGUUGCUGGGGGCUUUGUCCAUGAGGUGCUGAGGGCUGUGUCCAUGGGAUGCUGGUGCCUGUAUCCAUGGAGUGCUGGAAGCUGGAUCCAUGGGGUGCUGGGUCCAUGGAGUGCUGAGGGGUGUAUCUAUGGGGUGCUGGGGGCUGCGUCCGUGGGGUGCUGAGUAGGGGGGUUCCAAGGGCUGCAGAAUCCCGGAGCUCCCGUCCAUUGUGACGCUGGUGACACGGUGCCAGCGCCACCCGCUGCCGCUGUCGCGCGGCUGCAGACCCCUGUGUCCCUGUGACGGGCGCCCGUGUCCCGCGUCCCGGGGGGUCCGGUGCCGUGUCCCGCGUCCCGUGUCCCGCGGGGUCCGGUGCCGUGUCCCGUGUCCGGGGGGUCCGGUGCCGUGUCCCGUGCCCCCUCUCCUGCAGGCUCGGGUGCGGGCUGAGGCGGGCGCUCGCUGCGAAGGGUCCCCAUGUCGGACGGCCCCUGGGUGGGCAGCUGGAGGCCCCACCGCCCGCGGGGGCCCAUCGCCGCCCUCUACACCGGCCCCGGGCCCAAGUACGGGCUCCCCACCAGCGUCGGUUUCCGCGAGCACGACCCGUCCCGUGACCGCGCUCCCGCGUUCAGCUUCGGGCUGCGGGUGGAGGGGCGGCUGCAGGAGCGCUCCCCGGGCCCCGUGUACCUGCUGCCGCCGGGCACCACCGCCCGGGGCCGCGCCGGGCCCCCCGCGUACUCCAUCUACAGCCGCCCGCGGAACCUGGUGCCCUUCAACACCCCCGGCCCAGGCCGGUACUCGCCGGAGCGCGCCGGGAGGGUGGCGUUCCCCACGGCCCCCGCCUGCUCCCUGCGCUCCCGCACCCAGCGCGGCGCCGUGCAGCAGACACCCGGCCCUGCUGCCUAUCACCUGCCCCCCAUGCUGGGCCCGCGCGUGGUGAGCAAGACCUCGGCCCCCAACUACUCCAUGCUGGGGCGCAGCACCGUCGGUGCCUUCUACCAGGACCUGUGCAAGACGCCGGGGCCGUGCCGUUACUGCGUGGUGGACACAGACGUGUACAAGCACCGGGCGCCGCGGUUCACGAUGCUGGCGCGGAACGUGCUGCCCGGGGACACCACCACCAAACCGGGCCCCGGCGCGCACAGCCCCCAGCAGAGCCGGCCCCAGGGGGUGACCUUCGGCAUCCGCCACUCCGAGUACCUGGCACCACUCAUCGUGGACGUGCCCGACUAGAGCCGGCGGCGCGGCCGGGCCCGGGGGCUCCGGCCGGGAACAGGACGUGUUCAGAGUCA
Messenger RNA from Strigops habroptila (Kakapo), 1405 nucleotides. It is a transcript of the gene CIMAP1B, whose product is annotated as outer dense fiber of sperm tails 3B. Bases 591 to 1346 code for a protein of 251 amino acids. The record is from RefSeq and is a predicted model, not a curated record. The transcript is spliced from 6 exons. Gene Ontology annotation, cellular component: cytoskeleton. Lineage: Eukaryota; Metazoa; Chordata; Aves; Psittaciformes; Psittacidae.